Mucor mucedo is the source of this 670-nucleotide messenger RNA. Its product is annotated as small GTPase superfamily. Bases 26 to 616 code for a protein of 196 amino acids. Gene Ontology annotation, molecular function: GTPase activity; GDP binding; GTP binding. Gene Ontology annotation, biological process: Ras protein signal transduction. The transcript is spliced from 4 exons. Lineage: Eukaryota; Fungi; Mucoromycota; Mucoromycetes; Mucorales; Mucoraceae. The record is from RefSeq and is a predicted model, not a curated record. Gene Ontology annotation, cellular component: plasma membrane.
CAACUCUUCUCUCCUUCUUUUAUUCAUGACUAAACGUACAGCUAAAAGCAAUAGUGUUCCACUUCACAAAGUGAUUAUGGUGGGUUCAGGUGGAGUGGGUAAAUCCGCCUUGACACUUCAGUACAUGUACGGUGACUUUGUAGAAGAGUAUGAUCCAACAAAAGCAGAUUCGUAUCGAAAAAAGGUGGUAUUGGACGGACAUGAUUGUCAAAUUGAUAUUUUGGAUACAGCAGGACAAGAGGAAUAUGCAGCCAUUCGAGAUAAUUAUUAUCGGUCAGGUGAAGGGUUUUUAUGUGUGUUCUCCGUGUGUGAGCAAGAAUCUUUAGAACAUACACAAGAAUUUCGAGAUCAGAUAUUGAGAGUGCUUGAUGAUGAAUCCAUUCCGUUUGUACUAGUAGGUAAUAAGGUCGAUUUAGCUCAUCUUCGUAAAGUCAAUUCGUCAGAGGCUGAACAGUUGGCUCAGGAAUGGCAAUGUCCUUACAUUGAAACUUCUGCAAAGACGAGACAAAAUGUAGAGGAGGUUUAUAGCACUCUCAUGAGAUUAAUAGUGAAAAGAAAGGAAAUCAUGCAUCGUGAAGAAGCAAAGACAAAAAAGAGCUCAUGCUUGAUACUGUAAUGUGACCGUCCCUUUUUUUUUCUUUCUUUUUUUUUUUUUUUUUUUUUUUUUUUU